Messenger RNA from Python bivittatus (Burmese python), 2304 nucleotides. The record is from RefSeq and is a predicted model, not a curated record. NCBI's taxonomy places the organism in Eukaryota, Metazoa, Chordata, Lepidosauria, Squamata, Pythonidae.
GGCGGCGGCGGCGGCGGCGCCAAGACUAAGAAGAGCAACGCGGGCAUCCGGCGGCCGGAGAAGCCGCCCUACUCCUACAUCGCGCUGAUCGUGAUGGCCAUCCAGAGCUCGCCGUCCAAGCGGCUGACGCUGAGCGAGAUCUACCAGUUCCUGCAGGCGCGCUUCCCCUUCUUCCGUGGGUCCUACCAGGGCUGGAAGAACUCGGUGCGCCACAACCUCUCGCUCAACGAGUGCUUCAUCAAGCUGCCCAAGGGGCUGGGCCGGCCCGGCAAGGGCCACUACUGGACCAUCGACCCGGCCAGCGAGUUCAUGUUCGAGGAGGGCUCCUUCCGACGGCGGCCCCGCGGCUUCAGGCGGAAGUGCCAGGCCCUCAAGCCCAUGUACAGCAUGAUGAACUUGAAUUUCAACCACCUCCCCGACAGCUACGGCUUCCAGGGGCCCUCCUGCCCCCCCAGCAGCCUGCCCUUGGACGGGGGCGCCCUGGGCAUGGUCAACGUCGACGGCAUGGGGCUGGCCGGCCACUCGGUGCCCCACUUGCCCUCCAACGGGGGCCACCACGCCUACAUAAGCAGUUGCGGGGGCGGGGGAGCCGGGGCCGCCUCGGGGGGAGGGGACUACGGCCACCACGACGGCUCUGUGCCCGCUUCCCCCCUGCUGCCCGGAAUCCGGUACCAUUCCCAGUCUCCAAGCAUGUGUGAUCGGAAAGAAUUUGUCUUCUCCAUCAAUGCCAUGGCGUCAUCUUCCAUGCAUUCAGGAGGCAGCGGUUCCUACUACCACCAGCAAGUUACAUAUCAAGACAUCAAACCUUGUGUGAUGUGACAAUAAGGCUGGGGUGUCAAGCUUUCUUGGGGGAGAGACAGUCCCCGGUGACCCAAGUGAAAACUAUGUAGGACUAUGGGACUUCCUGCUACAACCCUCUUUGGGAGCCAUAGGACCUCUCCAGAAGUUAGUCUGCUAGUUGUUGAUGAGGUAUAUAAAUAUUCAAGACAUCUAUGGGAAGGAACUCUCUGUCCUUAAGCAAAGGUGGAAGAGAAGCAGGUAUGCAUUUCGUGUGCCUUUUGGGGUGGGGAAGCUGAAUGCCAAAAAUUUCUUCUUUCAUCUUGGGCCCUAAACACCCAGCACUGAGAGCUACACCCAUUCCCAAGAACCACUUCUGUUCUUUCCCAUUCCUUCUUCCAGGAUCCAAAUCAACUCUCUUUAAAAAAAGAUAUAUCCUAACCCCUCCCAACUCCAGCAUGUAAUUUUCAAUUUUAACGAGCCUUUAUGAGAAUGGAUGCUAGAAUUCGAGGGACAGAGAUCCGCCCUACAAGAAAGAGAUCAACAGCUCCAGUAACAAUCCCUGGGACAGCAAGUGACCAUGAGUUUUUGGAGUUCUUCAUUUGGCAAACGUUGGCUUAGCCAUUGUGGCUUUUUAGCCUUGGCAUUAAGGAGAGAAUGGAUUCAGCUCACAAUGUACUUGACCUCUGAUUCAAAGCCAUGGAGAAAUUUCCCAGAAUAAUUCCCUAAGGCUUUCUUCUUCUUCCCAAAGCCCACAUCGUGUGCAGUUUCUAACAUUUGCUGUAUCUUAGGGGUGGUGAGGUUUUGAAACCCGAACCUCGCAGACACACAAGCCCACAGACAGACCACAAGCAUACAGAGGAGGAUUGGGACCAUCAACCGCCUGAUGUUCUAAAACUCACGCCGCUUUCCCUUUGGCUAUUUUAAAUAUUAAGUACAAAAUUACAAAGAAAAGCACUUUGAGAAAUAAAGGUUGACAAUGGGAAUAAAAAAGACUAACAAGGCUCACACGCUUAUUUAUUCAAACCUUUUAAUAAAACCCAACAGCAGCCUUGGUUGAUCAGUAUUAGAAUGGUUAAUGUGUCGGCAAUAUUUGCUGUAGCAACUGUGUACGUAUGUCUAUGAGGAAGACUGUGUGACUGCUCGUGGGUAUGUAUGUUUAAAGUAAUCCUGGCAAAUAUCAAACAGCAGUACAGCACAAUUUCCCCCGUGUUUUAUAUAGAUGAAGGACGCUUUUUAAAAAAUUUUUUUGCCAGUUUGGUUUUGCCUGACAAUAGAGCUUAGGUGACACACCUAUUUUAAAUCUUAUUCUGCACUGUAUAAAAAUGUAAUUAUGGCAGAAGGGGUCUAGGCCCCCUAUUUUUGUGUACAUUCAUUCUUUUUUUAAAAAAAAAUGGAAUGCAAAUAUUUUAAAAAUGUGUGGUAUUCGUACACGUUGGACACAAAUUGUAUAAACUGUAAAUAAAUCAGCGUGACAUAGAAGUCUGCGUAAUGGCAUGUUAAGAAUAAAAGUCAAAGGAAAAGAGG